AUGCGGGCUAAGGGCGCCGCUGGAUCCGAGAGUUCCGAAGCUGGCCCCAUGAAUCCGAUGAUGGCUAUGGCUCAGAUGAUGCUGGAGACGCAGAAGAAAUUGAAGGAAGCCCAGGACAGGAUGAACAAGGUGUCAGAAGUCACUGGCACUGGAAGCUCCUCCUCUGGUGGCUGUCCGAUGGGCGGCAACUGUGGUGGCGGCUGCGCUGGUGGCUGUAGCGCUUGUGGCGGAGGCUGCGGCAGCUGCUACGGCGAUGGCUGCGGUUGCGGCGGCUGCGGCGGCUGCGGCGGCUGCGGCUGCUGCGGCGGCUGCGGCGGCUGUGGAGGCUGCGGCAGCUGUGGUGGCUGCGGCUGCUGUGGCGGCUGCGGUUGCUGUGGAGGGUGUGGCGGAUGCGGUGGCU
Messenger RNA from Symbiodinium pilosum, 400 nucleotides. NCBI's taxonomy places the organism in Eukaryota, Dinophyceae, Suessiales, Symbiodiniaceae. The record is from the annotation of a GenBank genome assembly.